UGUUGACUAACUACUAUAGUGUAACUCAGGGUAAGCUACACGCAGUGACACACAGCUGUGCUUGAUACACCGAAAGUUUUUCUAAUUAUCAGCGGCACUGGAGCCUCAUCCGUACGCGUCUCGACGCGGCCUCGUUCAGGCAGCUGCGUAUCCCGACCAUCAUCAUUCCUCGCGACAGAUCGAGUCGCAUCGUCGAAGGAGUGGACAGACUCCAGAAGUAGGAAAAAUGAGUAGAUCGCAAAUGACAACGAUGAAUGGAAAGAGGCCCUCCUCAGUAUCCUCUAGACAUCAGCCAGAGACUCAGUCGCAACAUAAUGACUUGAUUACCUAUAUCUGUGAUUCUUGGAAUUCUGUAUCUAGAGAGCUAGAUAUGUGUCAUAAUCAAUCACAUAGUAAUUCUGCUAAUUAUAGAAAUGGAGCAUCAGUUACAUAUUAUCAAGAACGUGAACCAAAUCCACAUUUGAAAGAUUUUGAGCCUUUCAAUUUGGAGGCAUGGUGGGGACAGCGUGUUGUGCAAAGUAUCACUAGGAACACAAAUUCCUAGUGCCAGGCCCAACAUGCAGACUAUAAUCGAACAUUCUCAAACAGAUAUAAGAAACAGAAAAGAUAAAUUGGGAAUUAACAAAUUCAAUCUUUGUUUUUAUUUAUAAGAUUUAUUGUAAAUUCAAAACUGAUGAAAAAUAUGAUAGCUAGGAUAUAUAUAUAUAUCUCUACUUAUGUAUCUCAAAAAUGACUUUGGAAUCUUUUGAUAAAGAAAAGAGGGGAAAACAGAUAAUAAGAAGGAUCGAUGAACUUAGCAAGAAAUUAGAAAGCACGAGGAGCAAAGAGAAAGAGAAAUAUAUAUAAUAAUACAGAGGCAUAAAGGUUUAUGCAUAUAUUGCUAAGUGAUUUAUUUGAAACGUGACGAAACAUUCCCCUUAUUUUCAAUUGUAUUUCAAUGAAAUAUUAACCUUCUCUUGAUUUUUUUAUAAGCA
Messenger RNA from Cataglyphis hispanica, 974 nucleotides. RefSeq names its product MAPK regulated corepressor interacting protein 2-like. Lineage: Eukaryota; Metazoa; Arthropoda; Insecta; Hymenoptera; Formicidae. The coding region runs from base 227 to 544 and encodes 105 amino acids. The transcript has 4 exons. The record is from RefSeq and is a predicted model, not a curated record.